AUGCCUGGACGGACGGCCGGCGCCGCGGCGCGGCGCGUGUGCUGCCUCUCUACCAUGCUCCACCUGUCUGUGUGGGCGCCGGGCGUGGGCAUCCGCACCGAGCGCCGCUGGGCGCGUGCGCUCACGCUGGCGGCGCUGCGGCACCAGCUGGAGCGCAUGACGGGCAUUCCACCUGAGGCGCAGUCGCUCGAGCUGUGGCCAGCCGGGACGACAGACGAGUCGCGCGCGUCCGCCGUCGCGACGGACGCGGGUCUCACGCCUGACGCGCCGAUCUGGGACGUGUGGCGCGCGCACGACGGGAUGGUCGUGUGUGUGCGUGACCGGCGGGGCCGGACGAUGCCGGACGAGGCGGACGUCGCCAAGUGGGAGCUCACGGACGAGCAGUACGCGGCGCGCCCCGACACGCUGCGGUCGUUUCUGCAGGCGCGCCAGCUGGGACGCUAUGCGCCGGCGGCGGCGGCGGCGGCGCCGAGCCUGCCGCCCGACAUGGUGCCGGGUGCGCGGUGCAUCGUCGAUACGGGCGACCGCUUUGAGCGCCGCGGCACGGUCCGGUUCGCAGGCGCGACGCAGUUCGCGCCUGGCGUGUGGGUCGGCGUCGAGCUCGAUGAGCCCGUGGGCAAGAACGACGGGAGCGUAAAAGGCGUGCGCUACUUUUCGGCACGCAUGCACUACGGCACCAUGGUCCGGCCGGCGCAUGUGCGCGUCGGCGACGUGGCCGAAGAGGACCUGGACGUGGAACUGUAG
This is a messenger RNA of Malassezia sympodialis ATCC 42132, 744 nucleotides long. RefSeq lists its product as uncharacterized. Lineage: Eukaryota; Fungi; Basidiomycota; Malasseziomycetes; Malasseziales; Malasseziaceae. The record is from RefSeq and is a predicted model, not a curated record. The transcript has 2 exons. Gene Ontology annotation, biological process: cytoplasmic microtubule organization. Bases 1 to 744 code for a protein of 247 amino acids. Gene Ontology annotation, cellular component: cell cortex; microtubule plus-end; nucleus. Gene Ontology annotation, molecular function: microtubule plus-end binding.